AUGUUUCAACACCAAUCCCACGAAGCGAGCUUCCUUGAGUCCAAGAUAGGGAAAGACUACCGCUUCGCUCUUCCGGGAUUCAACCGGCCGCUCGACUUUGCUCCGAUGGAGAAAAACGUCUAUGGCGUCGAAAGUCGGAGUAUGUUCCCAUCUGCACUGGAUGAUAGAGACAUCCAAGCAGGAUUUGUUGACCUGCCCGUCUUGACCCUCCGCGAGAUGCAUAUGGUGGAGUUUAUGGAGGACCUGACUGAUAUUCCUGAGUGGUGGAAAAAGGUCUUUGACCCUGCCACACAGGAGAAGUGGAAAAAGACCGCCAUGAACAGUGGCAAAGACAUUACGCUCAACAUGGCUGAAUGGAUUAUUGACGAGCUUCAAUUUAAAGCCAUGAUCUACGAGACCACGGAUGUAGUUGCCCUGUACAAUGGCGAUGUCACCAAGUCCGAUACAAACAUACCUAAAUCGCUCGUCGGCGAUAUGGUAUCCAAGUUCUCUAUACUAGAGUACGAGGAGAAGGCAAUGCAGUACUUCUAUCCAGGAAGUCUACACAGAGAGCGUGAUCUCAUUUCCAUGGCAUUGUACCCGCUCGUUUACGGCAAGACCCGCAUUCUCACCGACAGAAUCCUUGGGCUCGACGACGCCCUGAGGAACUCCGGCAGAGGCGAAGUCAUCCCAGUUCCAAAAGAGACUGGAAUAACCAGAGAAGAUAUUGCCUGGCGCGUCUUGUCCCGGGCAGAUAUCAAGGUUCGGCCCUACAACCGGAACUAUCAGAUCCUUCCUUCAGACUGGGAACUCGGCGAUGAUGGAAAAUGGCACAUAGCCACAUACAUUAACAACCUCCACCCAGUCAAACACCGGAACCUCUACAAGCUCAUCGAGGAAGUUUUCAAUUGCAUCGUUCCACAGUGGAACGCAACCUUGACUCCCCUCAAGGACAUGCUCCAUUCCCGUGCCCGAAUCGAAUACCACAAGGCGGAAUAUUAUCCAGUUCCAAAAGAAGUCGCUGCCCAAGCACCUCAGAUAUAUCCAAGAGAGGCGCAGAGUGAGUUUGACGAGCGCACGGAGAAGUGGAGAAUGGAGAACUACCGCUCUAUCCAACCCGACGCAGGCAAGUUCAUUCCCUGGGCAGUUCCACCCUGGUUGAUGGACAAAUUGCCCGAGGACCUGCCCAGUGCGGUUCGGAUUGAGCGCGGCGUCGAUCUCAACCGGGACUACAAAGAGCGCGGACUACAGGUGAUCACACGUCUGUUAGGCAUUGAUCUAACUCCGGAAGAUCCGUCGUUUGAGACAGACUGGCAUGUUGAGGGCACGAUGAACGAGCACAUCUGCGCCGCAGCAUUCGUACCAUACGACCACACCAACAUAAUCGACCCGUUCAUGGAAUUCCGCAACAUAGUAGAAUCCGACACGCUCGGAGAAAUCGAGCACGACCCAAGCGACUUCAUCUGGCUACAGCAAGUCUUUGGUUUGGAAAACGGCGAGCCAGCCAUCCAAUACCCAGGUUCGAUCUGUGCUAAAGUAGGCCGGGUGAUCAUGUACCCGAGCACUAUACAGCACAAGUUCACGCGCUUCGAGCUGAAAGACAAGACUAAGCCUGGGUAUGCGCGAACCGUGGUGUUUUACCUCGUCGAUCCUAACAUCCGCAUCAUCUCCACGGCCAACAUCCCACCGCAGCGUGUAGAUUGGACCAAGGAGCUGUCACCUGGGGAAGGGGUCAAGGAAGGCUUGCAAAGGCUGUCGCUUGAGAAUAUGAAGUCCAAGGGUGAUAUGCCGAUGAGUCUAGAGGAGGCUUUGGAAGCAAGGGUCAAGCUUUUGCAGGAAAUGGAUGAGUUUACUCGCUAUCAGCACGUGGCUUUUGAGUCGAAUGUUUUGAUGCUCUAA
Molecule: messenger RNA, 1878 nt
Organism: Penicillium expansum
Lineage: Eukaryota; Fungi; Ascomycota; Eurotiomycetes; Eurotiales; Aspergillaceae
Product: DUF4246 domain-containing protein
Exons: 4
Coding region: 1-1878 (625 amino acids)
Source: RefSeq, a predicted model, not a curated record